ACGACGCUUAUGUUAUAGUACAAGGGAACAAACAUAUUUUACAUACAUUCCUGCUUUAGUUAGUAUAUUAGUAAUUAUGUUUUGAACAAAACAAGUAAUGGUUAGUGUAAUGGGUGAUUAGAUAAUAAUGUUUUUGAUAGUUUUUCUCAGUUGGUGAUAAGUCAGGGGUCAUAAACUUUUUGAUAAAGAUAACUUGUUAUGUAAUUGCCAGUGAGUUGUGAGUUUUGCGGCUAACAGUCGUGUGUGCACUGUGUUUAAGAUUUCAAGAUGUCCGCUACCAAGCCUGUAACGAAGAAGAUCAUAAACUCCCCGGAGACAUGCGUGGACGACAACCUGCGCGGCGUGGUGGCCACCUACCCCUCACUGCGGCUCCAUCCAAGGCACAGGGUCAUCACUGUUCGGCAAAAGAGCGACACUGGAAGGGUAGCUGUUCUUGGAGGAGGUGGUUCAGGACACGAGCCCUUUGCCGCUGGUUUCGUGGGAUCCGGCAUGCUGGAUGGAGCAGUGGCUGGUGGUGUAUUCGCUUCUCCCCCUACUGGGCACGUGCUGUAUGCCAUUGCACAGUUGUACAAGUAUAAUACAGGUGGUGUCCUAGUCAUCCUCGGCAACUACACAGGAGACAGAUUGAAUUUCGGAAAAGCUAUAGAAAAGGCCAAGAUUUCUGGAAUAAAGGUGGAAGGUCUGAUCGUAGGUGAGGAUGUAGCUUCCAGCAAGAACAAGACUGGAGGGCGCAGUAUGGUGGGAGAGGUGCUCUUCUAUAAGUUAGCUGGAGCGUUAUCGCUAAGAGGCUACGAGCUGACAGCUAUCCGCGACGAAGCAGCGGAGUUCAACAAAUAUAUGGCUACGUUGGGCGUCUGUCUUAGUGCCUGCUCAUUGCCUGGUCAGCCACCGCUGUUUGAAAUAGCAUCAGACGAAAUAGAGCUCGGUGCAGGAGUGCACGGAGAGGCCGGGAUUGAGAAGAUGAAGAUGGGCACUGCUAAGGAAGUCGUCGGCAUGAUACUCAACCAGAUCAUCGCACAUCUAAAGCUGGUGGCAGGCAACAGAGUGGUCGCCAUGGUAGGCAACCUAGGAGGCACUUCUGUGUUUGAAAUGAACAUCAUCAGCGCCGAGGUUAAGGAGCAACUAGAAACCAAAAACAUUAAAGUGGAGCGCAUAUACUCUGGACACUUCAAGACUUCUCUAGAGAUGCAGGGCUUCCAGAUCUGCCUCGUAAACUUAAACAAAGAGAAGGGGGAUCUAUGGCUGGAGCUGUUGGAUGCACCUACUGUCGCCAGCGCGUGGAGUGGGGGACUACUGUCUGGGAGGAUUGAGGGGGAUGAGGAACAUGGAGAUGAUGACACCUUGCUACAGGCUGGUGGGAGGAAGGGUUCAUCAGGCCCAUCGCUUACACCCAAACAGCAGGAGUUAUUCCGUGGUAGCUUACUGGCGGCAGCGGAAGACCUCAUCAAGAAUGAGGCGUUACUAAACAAGUUGGAUUCAGGAUGUGGCGACGGUGACUGUGGGAUUACGCUGAAGAACUUCGCAUUGGCAAUUCAAUCAUAUCUAAAGACAGCAUCAGUAGAAUAUCCAUCGAACGUGCUAUGGGAUCUGUCAGAGAUCGCGGAGACUGACAUGGGAGGCACGUCUGGAGGGAUCUACAGCUUGGGACUGGCUGCUGCUUCUCAAGCUUUGGCUAGUGCUGAAUCUAUAGAUGUUGGAUCGUGGUUAAAAGCCUGGGAUAAUGGAAUGCAUGCUAUUUCUAAAUAUGGAGGGGCAGAGCCAGGAGACAGGACUAUGUUAGACACGUUACAAUGCGCAUCAAGGACGUUCAGACACAACCUGAAUACCGACCUGAGAGUGUUGUUCAAGAAGACCGUGGAUGCUUCAGAAGAAGGAGCUAAAGCCACAGCUAAAAUGGUUGCUAGGGCGGGUCGUGCGUCGUACGUGUCCCCGGAGUACGUGCAGGACGAGGACGCCGGCGCGCGCGCCGCCGCGCUCUGGAUCAAGGCCAUGCUCACACACCUAGCUGACAAUGCGUGAAUGACUACACUAGUACAAACAUGAUUUUAUUGUAACUUUCGUGAGACAUACUAAAUUAAUUACUAUGUUAUCGGCUUACUCACGUAUUUGUUUGACGAGGAACUCGACUAGUUUCAAGCCAUGCUAGAGGCUCAUAUUCAUUAGCAACAUUCCGCGACACACGACGCGGCGAUUGUCGCGCUGCUACUGGUCGAAUGAAACUAGUCAAGUUCCUCGUCAAACAAUUACGUGAGUAAGCCGAUAACAUAGUAAUUAAUUUAGUACAAGCAUGUAAAAUGAAUGUGAUACCAAUUGAUACGAAUGUUUAUAUAUCUCAGUGUAUGUGGAAGUACUAAUUGUACGAUAUUUCUUUUUAUAUUUAUGAGCAUACACAAUAAAAUGUUGAUUUACCUA
This is a messenger RNA of Spodoptera frugiperda (fall armyworm), 2412 nucleotides long. Its product is annotated as triokinase/FMN cyclase. Gene Ontology annotation, molecular function: glycerone kinase activity. Gene Ontology annotation, biological process: glycerol catabolic process. The transcript has 15 exons. Gene Ontology annotation, cellular component: cytosol. Lineage: Eukaryota; Metazoa; Arthropoda; Insecta; Lepidoptera; Noctuidae. Bases 268 to 2019 code for a protein of 583 amino acids. The record is from RefSeq and is a predicted model, not a curated record.